AUGACCAACCACGCAUCCCAGACCGCCGAGUCCCCAUCGGGACGUUCCGCCCAAGCGAUUCGCCAUUGGAGACCGGUGGUUGAGCACGAAAGAGCUAUAGAACGAGAACAAAGGAGAGCCGAUAUUUCGGAGGCUGACAAUCGCCUGCUGCGUGAGCGUCUCGAAAUGACUCGCAUGGGAAGUCUCACGUUCUGGCCUUUCGGCAGAAUCGGCCAGCAGGCAGACAACCAAACCGCCAGUAUUGGGGAGAUGCAGGCUGAGAACUUCCGUCUUCGCCAGCAGCUCGAAAAGAAAACCUCGUCCAUUGAUACCUACAUGAAGGGUCAAGAGCAAGCCAAGGCCAGAGUGAGCGAGCUUGAAAAGAAGAACUCGAGCUUGGAACGCCAAGUCGAGAAGAUUCAAGCCGGAGUGUGCGAGCUGGAAGAAAACAAUUCGCACUUGAAACGCCAAGUUGAGAAGGGUCAGAAAGACUACGAGAUUGAUAUUAAACAGCACGCCCACUACAUCCACAAACUCGAACACAAGAUCAAGGCCUUGAAAGAGCAGGUUGCCGCUAGGGAUGUUGUCAACGCCGGAAGUCAGCGCAUCGCCAACGCCAGCAAGGUCUCUGACGACGCCAUUCUCGCCAUUUGGAACCAGAUGGCGUACAACGUCCGAAGCAUCGUUGCGUCUCUUCUCACACAGUGUCCCUCCAAAGAAGAGGUGACAGGUAUUGUGAAGCUCGUCCCCUGCGAGGUUUCCAAAUUUAUCAAAGCCGACUUCGCCCUCCUCCAAAAUGACGACAUUAGAUCGUCAGUUGUGGAGAGAUAUCUUUGGCAGUCAGCAUCUGAUGUAAUCAAAGGUGGUAGCUAUGACCGAACUCCAGAUGUCUGGGGAGGCUUUGCAGGAACCCAUCUUCAGCUGGCGUUCGAUGCCAUGCUCGGUUCUCAAAACAAAGAUGUUGAGUCACUUCUUCGCUGGAAAGCUGAAGGCUCCAGUAUGAUUGAGAAGACCAUAGGUGUCGACAAGAAAGCCCUCAGCGACCUGGUCAAAGAGCAAACCCACGCCUUCUCCAUCUUCAUGCCCCGAGACAAGCAGAAGGAUCCGUCGACCUGGAAGGAACUCUGUGAAGACAUCGGAAAGGUUUUCGAUCAGGCUGUUCAGCUCCGCUCAAUUUUCAUGUGUUCCAGAGCUCAUUUCGAGGUUCGAUGGGUUGAAGAUCCCAGCAGAUCAAAGAACAAAACCCUCUUCUACAGAGCGGAGUCGAUGGAUGCGGAGGCGUGGGAGGUUGAACUCAACGAAAAGACCGUCGUUUAUUUCGGUAUUUCGCCGGGCCUCCUGAAGUCUGGCACCGCAAACGGUGUUGAUUACGACAAGAGCAAACUGCUGGUCAAGGACCGGGUGGUUUGCAAGUAG
Messenger RNA from Colletotrichum higginsianum IMI 349063, 1395 nucleotides. RefSeq lists its product as uncharacterized. NCBI's taxonomy places the organism in Eukaryota, Fungi, Ascomycota, Sordariomycetes, Glomerellales, Glomerellaceae. Bases 1 to 1395 code for a protein of 464 amino acids. The record is from RefSeq and is a predicted model, not a curated record. The transcript is spliced from 2 exons.